UUCCUUUUUUUUUUUUUUAUCUCUACCAAAUCUAAAACUAAAAAGGCCACCCACUUCUGUCACUCGAGGCAUCAAGAAGCCCUCGUCUGAAGUUGCCGUCCAGACGAGAGAAUCCCUAAAAAGGCCCUAUUUUCCUCUGCCACGCCUGAUCCUCGCAGUUAGACGCCUCCAGGACUGCAACAUUUCUUUUAUUUUUCUUGCUGGUUUCUGGGGAAAAUCUAUUGUAGAAAAUUGAAGUUAGACAAAAGGGGGAAAAAAUCAAAGCAUUGGAGCCAAACAACCUACACCUUUCCCAGAAGAUCUCUCAAAGAAUUUUCAAAAAGGCCAGUUUGAAUUUCUAUUCUUCCAUUUUGUCAUGGAAUCAACAUUUCCAUUCGUGAUUUUCUUCGAUACUCUAAUUUAGGGGCUGGUUUUGAAUUGAUAGUCAUGUGUGUUUGUUUGUUUUGUUCAUUUUCCACUGAUUUUACAACCUGAGGUUUGUGCGAUUGCUAGUGUUUUUGCAUUUUUCUUGUUUUAGGGUCUAUUUGAUUGCAGGGAUAAUAAUCUUGGAAAGUGGAAGGAAAAUCUGGAAUCUUGCAACAGCUAAGUUCCCAUAUUUUUUUCUUAUAAUUUUUUCCAUAGCCAAAUGGAGCAUUAGGGUUUUGAGGGGGGGUUUUGGAUGGGCAUUGGCAGAGAUCCCAGAUUCUCUCUUAGUAAUGGAUAAUGGAAGUUAGAAGUAGGAAUCAGAGUUUGUUCAAACCUUAUUCUUGUGGGUGAACAUGAGGACUCGUCCAUCCAGUAGCAGUAAAUUCCAUGAAACCUUUUUAUGUAAUGAAUAUGUAUUUUCACUAAUCUUCUGUGUAGUGUUAUACCAUAAGGAUGAGAAUUUUUGGUUUCUUGUGUUCUGUGUUCUAUUUUUUGCUUUGAUUUAUUUCAUUUAGUCUAUCAGUGUACAGAGACUGUAGAUCUCUGAGUAUUUUACUUUGAGGCAUAAGCCUCACAUUCCUCUUAGGAUAUCAGUAUAUAUGAAAGAAACCAAUAAAACCAUUACUAUAAUGGACUUGGAGUUAUUUGUCAUGGUAUAAAGGAAAUGGAUGAUGAAUCAGAUAAAAAACUACUAGUUAUAGUUUGUUUGUGCUCAUACUAUUCCUAGAAAACCCAUACUAGAACGUAAUCUCACAGUUAUUUGAAAAUUGAAAUAUAACAGAAUACUCUUACUAUUCAGUGAUGACUGACUUUUUGUGUCCUGUUUUCCAAAUAGAUCAUUGUUUUGGAUAUUCAUUAUGUUGUUUUUAUUUUGGUUUUAAAUUUAAUUUUGGCUAUAGUGGACAUACGUUUGCUCUUAAAUAUUUGAUGGCUGUUAUUUUGGUUCAAACUCGAAGAAAGGUGGAGACUCGAUGGACUUUGUGAUGAAGUAGGACAGUGAAGAGAUAGAUGGGGAAGAGUACAGGAAAGAAGGUGAUGAAAAAGGAGGAUGGAGAUGAUUGUGAUGGUUGGUGGUGGUUGGUUCACAAAAAUAUUGGAGCUUCAUUCCUAUGUAUUGCUGUCUUUGCAUUCUUGGUUCGUGUAGCUGUGUCAUUUCAUCCUUACUCAGGUGCUGGCAAUCCUCCCAAGUAUGGGGACUAUGAGGCUCAAAGGCAUUGGAUGGAGAUCACUCUUAAUCUUCCAGCUAAGGAAUGGUAUCGCAAUAGCACUACCAAUGAUCUUAACUAUUGGGGUCUUGAUUACCCUCCUCUCACAGCAUACCAAAGUUAUGUUCACGGUCUUUUCCUCAGAAUCUUCCAUCCUGAAUCAGUUUCCCUCUUCACUUCCCGGGGUCAUGAAUCCUAUUUUGGAAAACUUCUCAUGAGGUGGACAGUUUUAUCCUCAGAUAUCCUAUUUCUUUUUCCAGCAGUUUUCUGUUUUGUGGUUGUAUACUAUACUGGUCGUGGUCGUAGAAGUGAUAUAGCAUGGCUUAUUGCAAUGAUUUUACUUAAUCCAUGCCUGAUCCUAAUUGAUCAUGGUCAUUUUCAGUACAAUUGUAUUAGCUUGGGUCUUACUAUUGGAGCUGUUGCUGCUAUCCUUUCCGACAAAGAGCUUGUAGCUUGUGUUCUAUUCAGUCUUGCUCUAAACCAUAAGCAGAUGAGUGCAUAUUUUGCACCUGCUUUUUUCAGUCAUCUCUUGGGUAAAUGCCUAAGGCGUCGGAAUCCUAUUCUUGAGGUGUCAAAACUGGGCUUGGUGGUGGUUGGAACAUUUGCCAUUGUUUGGUGGCCAUAUCUCCAUUCAAUGGACGCCUUCUUAGGGGUUCUUUCUCGUCUUGCUCCCUUUGAAAGAGGGUUAUAUGAGGAUUAUGUGGCUAACUUUUGGUGCACCACUUCAGUCCUCAUAAAGUGGAAGAGGUUGUUCACAAUAAAAUCAAUGAAGCUUCUUAGUUUAUGGGCAACCAUUUUAACUUGUCUGCCAUCAAUGAUUCAGCAAAUAUGGUCUCCAAGCAACCUAGGUUUCCUAUAUGGCCUGCUAAACAGUUCUUUCUCAUUCUAUUUAUUCUCAUUCCAAGUACAUGAGAAGUCGAUUCUGCUGCCACUUUUGCCUGCAACCCUUUUAGCUCUGGAAGAGCCUUUUCAUUUCAGGUGGCUAACUCAUUAUGCAUUACUCUCUAUGUUCCCUCUUAUGUGUCGUGAUAAACUGAUCCUACCAUAUGUGGCUCUAUUUGCUCUGUUCUACCUCCUUUAUUAUGCACCUGGUGGAAGAGAAGAUACAAGGAAGAUGCAAUCCCCCUCCUCUCUGAGAUCAUUCAUGCUAUCUUUUCUUGUUUUGUGCUCUCUCUUUCUUCAUUUGGUUUACAUAACCUUGCAUCCCCCUGACAAGUAUCCUUUCCUCUUUGAAGCAGUAAUUAUGCUUCUCUGCUUCUCUCAGUUCAUAUUGCUAACCAUUUACACCAAUGCAAAGCAGUGGAUGUUGUUGAAACACUCUACCUUGAUGGAUAAAGAUAAGAAGCUAGUUUGAUAUAUUUAACUGUGUCCACCCAAGAAGUGUCCUUUCCUCUUUGAAGUAGCAGUGAUGCUUCUCUGCUUCUAUCAGGUCAUGUUGCUAACCGUUUACAUCGAUGCACAACAUCUACCUUGAUUGAUUAAGAUGCUAAGCUGAGUUGCCCCUGAACUUCUGACGUUAUGUCAAUAGUUUCACCAUUUUUUAAGCUUUUCUUCUUGAAUUGAGGCAUAGAUGUGCAAUGGCAAAAAUGAAAGUAUAUGGUGGGUGAUAAUUUUUUUAAGUGAUUAGAAGGACAAUAUUUUUUAGUGUGUCUGCUAGUUUUGUAUCAUGGUUUUCUUUCUGUUUUGUGCUAUAUGAGCCCGUUAAAACUUGUGGAAAAUAUUGAUCUUUGAAAUCCUUGUAAUGCCAUGGUUGAAACUUGUUUUCUUUGGAGAGAUGGAAGAUGCUGAGAAUUGUUAACAGAAUGUAUUCAAUAGAUGCAACCCAACAUUUCCCCAA
Vitis vinifera (wine grape) is the source of this 3447-nucleotide messenger RNA. RefSeq names its product probable dolichyl pyrophosphate Man9GlcNAc2 alpha-1,3-glucosyltransferase. Gene Ontology annotation, biological process: protein N-linked glycosylation. The coding region runs from base 1414 to 2964 and encodes 516 amino acids. Gene Ontology annotation, molecular function: dolichyl pyrophosphate Man9GlcNAc2 alpha-1,3-glucosyltransferase activity. The record is from RefSeq and is a predicted model, not a curated record. The transcript has 7 exons. NCBI's taxonomy places the organism in Eukaryota, Viridiplantae, Streptophyta, Magnoliopsida, Vitales, Vitaceae. Gene Ontology annotation, cellular component: endoplasmic reticulum membrane.